AUGCUAGAUCUCGAAGUCUGUAAAGUGUGUGUGUCGACCUUUCAGUACUACUACACAGUUCAAGAUCGUAUACGCCGGCUGUAUCAUCAUUCGACACAGACUAAAGGUCAAGACCCAUUCAAGAUAUUUCAAAUGGGUUGUGGGAUGUCUAAAGGCUCCAAAGGCCAUUCAAGCUCGCAUCCGGAGGCAUACCGCAUCAACCGCCACCCAGUAAGCGGGCCCGGCUCUCACACCCGCCGGCGAUCCAGCGUAGAAAGACACCUGCACAAUUCGCCCCCAAUCCAGGUCGGCUACAAGGGCAAGAAAUACCCCCAUCAGUACAGGAACAGGGAGAACCUCUACCCAGCCGGCGGCGAUUACUAUGAGUUUCCCACCAGCAACUACCCCUACGCUUCCCAGAACUCCAGGGGCAGGGUCCCGGGGCAGCCCCACGUGGAGGGCUUCACAAGGACGGUGACGGACCAGCACCGCGUCAUUCAGGGUGUGAUGUACCACCCGGAUGGGAACCCCACUGGCUUUGUUAGGGCAGACGAGGUGUAUCCUUCAUCGAGUGGCCGCCGCGGUGGGCGGCGCAGGCGAUGA
Messenger RNA from Diaporthe batatas, 582 nucleotides. RefSeq lists its product as uncharacterized. Lineage: Eukaryota; Fungi; Ascomycota; Sordariomycetes; Diaporthales; Diaporthaceae. Gene Ontology annotation, molecular function: RNA binding; RNA nuclease activity. The coding region runs from base 1 to 582 and encodes 193 amino acids. The record is from RefSeq and is a predicted model, not a curated record. The transcript is spliced from 2 exons.